This is a messenger RNA of Bubalus bubalis (water buffalo), 7503 nucleotides long. RefSeq names its product keratin, type II cuticular Hb1. Gene Ontology annotation, biological process: intermediate filament organization; keratinization. Gene Ontology annotation, molecular function: structural constituent of skin epidermis. NCBI's taxonomy places the organism in Eukaryota, Metazoa, Chordata, Mammalia, Artiodactyla, Bovidae. The record is from RefSeq and is a predicted model, not a curated record. Gene Ontology annotation, cellular component: keratin filament.
GUAUCUGGGGCAACCAAUGGGCCAUAGAGGGGAAAUAAUAACAACAACAAUAAUGAUAACAGCUGAUAUUUAUUGACCACUUACUAGGCACCAGGCAUUGUAUUAAUGCUUUACAUAUACCCUCACUUUAUCCACAUCACAUCCCCGGAUAAGUUUGAUUAUCUUCAUUCUAGAUACAAAGGUAACUGAGGCUCAGAGAGGUUAUGGAAUUUUCAUCCAGAUUGCAAGGUGCAGAGCCCAGGCUUGAACCCAGGUAUGUCUGAUUCCAGAAUCACUUUGACUAUUAUUCCAUGGAGAAAAAAGAAGUGUGUCUCUGAAAUGGGCAUGCUGAUGUUCAAGAUGUUUCAUAAGGACGCCUUGGGUUACCAAAAGUAGACACACACACACACCCUCCACAUACUAUCCUCACAUCCCAUUUGGUCACACACGGUGAAUACAGCCUUCUCCCGGUCAACUACCUCUCACACUCAGCUUGACAGUCUAAGCCCACCUUACCCACCCACCAUUUUCACCAUCCCCCUGCCUCCUUUCCCCCUAACCUCAUCCAUCCCCCAUUUUCCAACCUAAGUAGACUCGCUGCCAGCUGUUCCCCCACAUCCUCUGGCCUCCCUCGCUUUGUGUCUUUGCUUACAUGGUUCCCUCUGCCUGAACCCUCCUCCCCUCUCUCUUCCCUGUACAUCCAGCUCUUCAGUGUUUUUCAUCCCCAGCCAAGCUGUCAUUUCCUGUAAGACCAUGCCCUGACCUCUGGCCCCAAGGCACUGGAGGCUGACUCUCCCACCAAGUACCCUGGCAUUAAAGUCAGAUCCCCUGCAGCCUUGAUUUAAGUCCUUUGCAUGUGCCUGCCCUCCGUGGGGACUGCAGACUCCUUCCAACUCUGAGCCUGGCUCCUGUUGGGUAUCUAUUUGCUCCCUGCCUUGUAUCGGCUCCAGGGGCCUAGGGUGGGGGUAAAGAAGAGACACGACACCAACUUUCCAUCCGUUGACUGGUGGGUUGGAGAUAAAGGGGGCAAGGGAUCAAUUUCUAGAAGAUGUGGCUGAAAAUGGAGCAGCCCCCCUCUUCCCCAUCACUGUGACCACCAACUGUCUUUAUGGGGAAGUCUGUCCUUGAAUGUAUCAGAAAUUGGAGCUGGGUCAGGGAUUGGUACUGACACUUGGAGGACCACUGUGCUUUAGUUGUCAAACCUGUCAUUUCCAUCCUUCCGGUCAUGUUAGAGAGCACAACUCAGCCUGCAGGCCUCUGGUCUCUUGGGGCUUUAAAUGCACUUAAUUAUCAGUGUGAACAAAAGCUGAUUAUUAACCUCCUCAUUGAUUGUGAUAGCACAGAAAAUCUGCUCCAUCCAUCCACCAAAAUGCAGAAGGAGAUCCAAGCAAGCAUCAUGAAAGUGCUUCUGUAAGUCUAAUUUAAAUCUUUAAAUUAAGGAAAUUAAAUACUUUGGGGUAAGUCCAUUUCCUCUUGUGAGGGAGAUACCAAGGGAAGACUUCUUCAAUACCAAUUUAGUCCCUAAAGAAAAUUGGAGUAGAGGGCUUCCCAGGUGGCUCAGUGGUGAAGAAUCCACCUGCCAAUGCAGGACACACAGGUUCAGUCCCUGGUCUGGAAAGAUCCCUCAUGCAGAUCAACUAAGCCCGUGUGUCACAAACUACUGAGCCCGCUUGCUGCAACUAAAGAGUAGCCCCUCUCUCUACAACUAGACAAAAAUCCGCACAGUGACGAAGAGCCAGCACAGCCAAAAAUAAAUAAUUUUUUAAAGAAGAAAACUGGAGUAGAAAUUCAUAAUCCUGAAGCCAUUAGUCACACAGCUAGAGCUGGGAGCAGAAGCAAAAGACACUGGAGGUGGGGCUCCAUCUUCUACAGAGGAUGGCACUAAGGUUACACUGAAACCCCUGCAAAAUCAAAGCUGGACCAAAGGGAUUCAGGCCCACAAGAGAAUUGGGAAAGACAGCAAAGGGAGCAGUGAGGCACUCCCUAGAAAUGGGACACCAGGCCACCAAAGCCAGGCAUGCCCGGCCAGGGUGACCUCUGCUGUUCCAGGAUUUAAUUACCCCUUUGCAUAAUAACAAGUCAUAUUUAAAAGCAAAGGAAGCCAAAGAUGAUUUGCGUAUUUCUCUUUAAUGCAAGCUGCUGAGUUCACACUCUGGUUUCCUCUGUCCAUAAUUGGACACAUAAUUAACUACUAUUAUGACAGCUUGUAGCCUUCUAGGGUUUUGGCCAUGAGCAAGCAUCAGUUGAGGAGAAGGCUUUGGAUCAGACUUUGGAUCUGAUUUCUCUAAGACCCCAAAGCCUAGCAGUCUGGGCUCCUGCCUCCAUGAGGAACUUAACUCUCAUUCAGUCCUGAAGACUCAGACCCUUGAGUCUUGGCAGAGGGCUAGGAGCCUCCUUCCAGAUUCUGACUUUGCCCUUGAUGGACCCUUCUGUGCUUUACCUUGUUUUUUUUUUUUAAUCAUUAUUUUUAUUUGUUUGUUUCUGACUGUGCUGGGUCCUUGUUGCUGCGAGGGCCUUUCUCUAGUUGUGGAGAGCGGGGGCUACGCUCUAGUUGCAGCAAGUAAGCUCAGUAGAUGUGGCUCUCAGGCUGUACAGCACAGAUUCAACAGUUGUGGCACACAGGCUUAGUUGCCUCACAGCAUGUGGGAUCUUCCCAGACCAGAGCUCAAACCCGUGUCUCCUGCGUUGGCAGGCAGAUUCUUUACCACUGAGCCACCAGGGAAGCCCCCGUGCUUGAUUGUAAAUAAGCCAUUGGUUCACUCUGAGUUCACCUUCCUAAUCAAGUAAAUGGGCACAGUAAUUCUGACCUCAGAAGAAUGCCCUCGGGGUUAGAUGAAAUAAUGCAGUAUAAAUUCCUCACACAUUGUAUGUGCUUGUGUCCUCAGUCGCUUCAGUCGUCUCCUGCUCUUUCCAACCUCACAGACUGUAGCCCACCAGGCUCCUCUGUCCAUGGGAUUCUCCAAGCAAGAAUACUGGAGUGGGUUGCCAUGCCUCCCUCCAGGGGAUCUUUCCAACCCAGGGAUUGAACUCGCUUCUGUUGCGUCUCCUGCCUUGCAGGCAGAUUCUCUAACUGCUGAGCCACCCAGGAAGCCCACACAUUGUAGGUACUCCAUAAAUGUAAACUCCCUUUCUCCUCACCAGUAGAGUGGAGAGAAGUAUGAGGGGUGGGGGUGGAGGAUCCAGCCUUACUGGGUGAGGAGCUAUGAGCUGAGUUCUGACAGAGAGGAGAGAGAGUUUUUGUCCCAGGGGAAACAGGAGGAAUGGCAAAUUAAUAAUAGAAUAAACAGAACAAACAACUAACUAACAUUUAUGGAGCUCUUAUUAAGAGCUAAGUAGGGCCCUAAAUGCUACCCUGUCCAUUGCGCCCCAGCGGGUGCUGUUAGGAUCCCUAUUUUACACAUGAGGAAACUGAGGUUCAGAAAGGUUAUUCACCUGUCCCAGAUCACGACAAGAAUCUCCAGAACUGACCUCUAAGAUGCCUCCCCUUCAACACACACACAGACACACAACACAUACACACACAGAGACCUCGUAGAGCCGCACGGGCAACUAAGACCAAAGCUGCCCAGCCUGCAGGGCGGUGGCGCAGGCUGGUGGGGCCGGGGUGCCUAGCUGCCCAGUUUGGGACUAGAACCAAUGCCCCUGCGCUUCCCGGCCCAGUCCCGGCCUAGGGCCGCGGGCGGCCGGCCCCAAGCCCGCAGCGCACGGCCGGCGAGGCUGAGCAGGCGCUCCCCGGUCCCAUAAAGCGCGCGCGGGCGGGAGGUGAACGCCGUUUUAUGGAGGCAGCCGGGAGGCCUGGUUCACUUUAAUUCCGGCUCGCAGAGGCUCGCAGCCCGACCUCCAAGCUCAUAAACGAGUGGGCCGAGCGCUCCUCCUUCCGGCCCGCGGGCCGCGAUAUAAGGCACAUGGUGGGCUUCUGGGUCCAGCUGCCCUCUCCCACCGCCGCUCGCCGCCACAGCACCAUGUCCUGCCUCUCAUCGCGCGUCUGCAUUCCCGGCGGGGUCCGAGCCUUCAGCUGCGUCUCCGCCUGCGGACCCCGGCCCGGCCGCUGCUGCAUUACGGCCGCCCCCUACCGCGGCAUCUCCUGCUACCGCGGCCUCACCGGGGGCUUCGGUAGCCGCAGCGUCUGCGGGGGCUUCCGCGCCGGGUCCUUCGACCGCAGCUUCGGGUACCGCUCCCGCCGCGUGGGCGGCCCCUGCCCUCCCUGCAUCACCACGGUGUCAGUCAAUGAGAGCCUCCUCACGCCCCUCAACCUGGAGAUCGACCCCAAUGCGCAGUGCGUGAAGCAAGAGGAGAAGGAGCAGAUCAAGUGUCUCAACAACAGGUUUGCUGCCUUCAUCGACAAGGUGCGCUUCCUGGAGCAGCAGAACAAGCUGCUGGAGACCAAGCUGCAGUUCCACCAGGACCGCGAGUGCUGCGAGAGCAACCUGGAGGCCCUUUACGAGGGCUACAUCCAAACGCUGAAGCGGGAGGCUGAGCAUGUGGAGGCUGACGGCAGGAGGCUGGCCUCACAGUCCAACCACAUACAGGAGGCACUGGAGGGCUACAAGAAAAAGUAUGAAGAGGAGGUGGCCCUCAGGGCCACUGCUGAGAAUGAAUUUGUGGCCCUGAAGAAGGAUGUGGACGGAGCCUACCUCCGUAAGUCAGAGCUGGAGGCCAACGUGGAGGCCCUGACCCAGGAGACUGACUUUCUGCAGAUGUAUGAGGAGGAGCUCCAAGUUCUCCACACCCACAUCUCAGACACCUCGGUCAUCGUCAAGAUGGACAACAGCCAGGACCUGAACAUGGACAGCACUGUGGCUGAGAUCCAGGCUCAGUAUGACGACACCGCCGGUCGCAGCCGGGCCGAGGCUGAGUCCUGGUACCGCAGCAAGUGUGAGGAGAUCAAGGCCACAGUGAUCCAGCAUGGGGAGACCCUGCGCUGCACCAAGGAGGAGAUCAACGAGCUGAACUGCAUGAUCCAGAGGCUGACGGCCGAGGUCGAGAAUGCCAAGUGCCAGAACUCCAAGCUGGAGGCUGCAGUGACCCAGGCUGAGCAGCAGGGUGAGGCGGCCCUUAAUGAUGCCAGCUGCAAGCUAGCAGGGCUGGAGGAGGCUCUGCAGAAGGCCAAGCAGAACAUAGCCUGCCUGCUCAAGGAGUACCAGGAGGUGAUGAACUCCAAGCUGGGCCUGGACAUCGAGAUUGCCACCUACAGGUGCCUGCUGGAGGGCGAGGAGCAGAGGUUGUGUGAAGGCAUUGGAACUCUGAAUGUCUGUAAGUAAUCUGUACUGUGGGUCCUAAAAUAAGAGCCUGGGGUUCCUGGUGGGCAAACUUUUUACCAAAUGGCCAAAUAGUAAAUAUUUUAGACUUGGUGGGUCAUGCGGUCUCUGCUCAACUGCUCUGCUUGUUGUAAUGUGAAAGCAGCCACAGCCAUAGCAAUACUUAAUAGAUAUGAUUAGGUUUCAAUAAAGCUUUAUAUACAAAGACAGGAGGCCCUCAAGGGGCCACAGCUUAAGACCCUGAAAGGAAGGAGGGGGUGUGGCAGUGAAUGAUUGUAAUUACUUAAAUAGAUGUUCCUGCCUAUAGGGAGGGCCUGGUCUAACAGUUUUUCUAGGAUGCUUGAGGUUGGACUACAGGAAGGAGUGUUCGGAUAUGAUGGUGUUUGACGGGGAAGGGGAAUAGAAUGGAGGGAAGGGGCUCUGAGCAAGAGAAGAAUGGGUGGGGGGACUCUGGCUAGCAGGCAGGAGCCGCUGACGACAGCCUUGCACGAGGACUGAGCCACAUCUUUCUCGCCCCGCAGGUGUCAGCAGCUCCCGCGGCAGGGUCGUCUGCGGCGACCUCAGCAUGUCUGGCUCCCGGCCGGUGACGGGCAGCGUCUGCAGCGCCCCCUGCAGCGGGAACCUGGCGGUGAGCACCGGCCUGUGCGCGCCCUGCGGCCAGAGCAGUGAUAACAGCCGCCUGCUGCGCUUUGCAUAGCGCCUUCCGCUUUGUAAAUUCACCGCUCCGCAAGCCAAUCCUACCUGCCUCGAGCGGCGGCGGGUCUUGGAGCUUCUGGAACUAGCCGGCUUGACCUGCCCCAACGGCUGCUUUCUCCUCCUGCAUCUCUCCUCCGCUUUGUCUCUUCAUUUCUUUCAGGGAGAGGGGCGGGCUACUCGCCCCCAGCCCCCCAGAGUCAGAAUGACCGGUUUUCUCCAGCCCUGGGCAAAGAGCCCAUCCAGACUCGGGCUUGGACGCCCUUGGCUUCUAAGGGACAGACUGGCCCCAGGGCCCCUCGGGUGCCUCCUAAACCCUCCCACGGUGCCCGAGUUUGAGUCCCCGGGGGUGGGGGGAACAACUGUAUGCCCCCGCCUCCCUCCCACUCUCUCCCUUGUGCUUGGUCUCCAAGUUUCCAAUUAAGCUCAUGACCCAAAUAUAACGCUCUCUGAGAAUCUCCCUACACAUGUGGACUGCCAGCUCCGUUUCUGCCCUCUUCCAAGGGAACAGAGGAACUGUUCUAAGCAAAGAGGGAGAGAGGGCUGUCUCUAAGGUACCCUGCCCCUAGGACCACACUGUACAACCUGAAGGGUGCCUGGGGGUGUCCUGCAGCCCCCAAAAUCCAGACACACAGAGGCAUAAGGGGGAGCUGGGAGGGAAGUGAGAGGGGCUGCAGGGAGGAGUGGUAGCCAGCAGGGGAAGGGUCUCAUCAUGUGUGGCCGCUGAAACACCAGUGGUCCCCUUCCUCUACUCCCUCACUCCACUCCCACCUCAGUGUAUGAAAAUUCCUGACCAUGGGACCAAACACACAGCCUUCACCUCUUCCCACAAACCAACACUUCCUAGAUAGUCCCCUCCAACCCUGCCCCCACACCCACCACCACCAUCACCUCCAGGACAUCCCAGUCAGAGACCUCCUACCUCCCCUCCAGUACCCAAGAUAUGAGCUGCUGUCCAUCAGAGAUGGAUACUCCCAAGCACAGACCCCCCAAACACCCCACACACUCACAGACACACACACCACGUCAGAGACCCUGACAUAUACAGACGUCCCAUCAAGUAGAGCCUUAACAUACCGAUGCCCGACCCGAUCCCCACCCCAUCAGGGAUCCAGAUCCACAGCCCGUCCCUGGGUGACGGGGGUGAGACAACCCCCUACCAGGGAUCCAGACUCUGGGACCCCCUCACCCUAAAGUCCUCCCAAACACACACAGACCUCCUCCCACUUCCAUCACUCCCACAGAAUCCUAGAACCCCUCCAGGACCUCAGACACACACCAUCCAGGGCCCAGGGCCUGGCCAACUCAGCACCAGGAAGGGCUGAACCGCCAGUUGGCCGGUCCACCCGAAACCCAGGCCCGGGGCAGCUGAAUGUUUGUGGUCUUCUCACCACUGAGGAAUGUUCUCUGACAGCACAGGGCAUUGGCAGGAGGAGGGGGUGUGCAAACAGCCCUCCCACCCCCUCAGCAGGAGAGGAGUCCUGUGCCCACUUCCUGGCAGAACCAGAACUUCCAGGGCUUUCUGGCUUGUUCAGGAGAGGAGCUGGAAUCAGCCCCAGCCUUGAGAGGGGCC